AUGGAUCAAGAACAAGAACAAAUGCAGUUUCUUGGCUUUUUUGGCAUCUUCAAAGAAACCUUCAAAAUCAUCUCAACUUACAAAGAAAUCUUCAUCAAAAUCUCUCUCUCCAUCAUCCUCCCUCUCUCCUUCAUUUUCUUGGCUCAUAUCGAAGUCUCUGAAUACCUUUUCGGAAAAAUCUUACACAAUGAAGAUAUUCGUGAUCAAACCCCACAAAACACCAGAAAAUAUAAUACGUUGUCUGAUAUCAUCUCUUCCGAAUGGACCUAUUUUUGGGUGUUUAAAGUUGCUUACUUCAUCUUCUUCCUCGUCCUAUCCCUCCUCUCUACCUCAGCUAUCGUUUAUACCGUAGCAUGUAUCUACACAUCGAAACACAUGAAUUUCAAGCAAGUGAUGAGCGUCGUUCCAAAGGUUUGGAAACGAUUAAUGGUCACUUUUGUUUGGAAUUUCAUCAUCUUUUUUGUGUUUAAUCUACUGGCGUUGGUGGUAUUUGCCUGCUGGGUUGCAUGGGUUGAUUUUACUAACACUGGGGUUUUGAUUCUUAUCAUUUUAGCCAUUGUUUAUGUGGUGUUGUUUAUCUAUAUCAGCGUUGUCUGGCACUUGGCUAGUGUGAUUUCGGUUUUGGAAGAUGAUUAUGGGAUUCGGUCGAUGUUAAAGAGCAGAGAGUUAAUCAAAGGGAAGACUGGUGUUUCAAUGGCUAUAUUUUGUUUUCUUAACGGCAGUGUCCCUCAUAUCGAGGCGGGGGUCAGAGGAUCAGGUGUAGCUAGUGGUAAAGUCGUCUCCCAACGUCAGUCUAUUGGUGUGGAUUCCGCUCUUGAGGAGGAUAUUGGUGGUAGUUCUAUUGGUCGGAGUUUUCGUCGGAAACGCAACAUCGAUCCUCUGUUUUCUAAGUCCCCUGUUGUUAUUGAGAUUGAUGAUAAUGACGAGUCGCAAGCGAUGGAGACGGUGAGUUUGUGUCGGCCGGGGGAACCCAGGAGUUGUGGGAACUUACUUCGUCCAGCCCUCUGUUCCAGCAGUAGCCAUGGCUCAUCCGAUCUGGACUUUGCGGCACAAUCUGUUGAUGCAAUGCAUGCUGCCAUCAGGGCUUUUGCCGAGACGUACUUCGCGUCCUAUCUCUGUUUGGGCGAGCUCAGGCUUGCUGAUCUUCGCCAACUAUGUUCUCAAGAGGAGGAACUCGUGCCAAAUGGUGGCGUUGAGGGCGCUGCCUCGACUCAACCUUGCCAGGUUUGA
This is a messenger RNA of Lactuca virosa, 1230 nucleotides long. The record is from the annotation of a GenBank genome assembly. NCBI's taxonomy places the organism in Eukaryota, Viridiplantae, Streptophyta, Magnoliopsida, Asterales, Asteraceae.